Periconia digitata is the source of this 1607-nucleotide messenger RNA. The record is from the annotation of a GenBank genome assembly. Lineage: Eukaryota; Fungi; Ascomycota; Dothideomycetes; Pleosporales; Periconiaceae.
CAGUUCUUCGACAUCUCGUCGACUUCCAAAUGGACUUCACGAAUGCUACCGACUGGUUUCCAUCAAAUAUUUCCCUACUCAAGUACGAUAACGUACCCUGUGCAAAUAUCACACCUUGGACAUCAGCAUGGUUGGUCUCGGACAAGGGCGGCUUCAACUACCCAAUCACCGCCGAAAUCGUAAGAAUAGGCAUUCGAAAAUACUGGAACGACCAACGUAAUGCAUCAACCCCUCCCCUCUUAGAAAUAUUUAGCUGGUUUUUCGAGCAAGAGGAUACUCUGAAAGGCCAGAUGACUAUUCAAAUGCUAGAAAUUAGCAGCUCGGAACACUGCAGGAAGGAUCUCUGCUCCAAGUUACGAUGGAUGGGGGUUUCUGACCUUGCUGGCCGUGGUAUGCUAGCGACAUAUUUCAUACAGUGCAUCAUGGUAACAGCCUAUUUCGCCAUUCAUACGGCUUCGAGAUGCGGCUGGAAACCUCGUCGACGGACAAAAAGCGGUUGGCUACUGGCCGCAGUACAAGAAUCAUUGCGACCCUUCCUCGAUGCGACAUUGCUUUUCUCUAUAGCGCUCAAUGUUGCCGCCAUAGUAACAUUAUCGCGUUCGUAUUAUGGAGAGUCAGAAACUGUCACUAUGAUUAUGUCAUCGGUCUAUAUAGCACUAUAUGGGGUCUUCCCAUCUAUUGUCUUACACAGCUGUGCCGCGCCUCACAUGCGUCGACGGAUAGAGAGAAGACUGAUGUGGGUAUUCAUAGCCAUUCUAGUGCUUGUCAUGUGCAUCAUGUUCUUCAGUAUGUUGAAGAGUGAGCUUGAUACAUCCUUCACUGACCUGCCUCGUGGACUGCGGGAGAUUUCUGGCUGGGACGGAACAUACGAUGAUAACACUAAGUUCAACAACAACAACAACAACAACGAUUUAAAAAAAUUGCUUGUUGACGACAAAGACGAUCAACUGAAAUGGGAAUCCCUGUGUCUAAACCAGAGGGGGGUACUAAUAGGAUUCCGCGCCAUCCUUGGGCUGGCCAGCUUCUUGGUGGCAUCGGGAUUCCUAUCUCUCACAUUCGUGACCAACAUAUUCCGAAUUCCACAAUUGCGCAGCGAGCGAAGCCGAUUCCUCAGGAAGAUACGGCAACACUGGUGGAUGAUUUCCGCUGUAGUUUCGAUAGUCAUCAUGUGGGCCAUCGUCAUUGUAUUCUGCGUCCUCCGAGAUAGACUCAACGACAACACUGGUGACUCAAAUGAAGACAAGAAGUGGACAUUUGGCCAAAUCCUUGCCGUCGCUACAUGGGCACCUGUGCUCAUGGAAGCUUUGAUCAUCUGGAAACAAGGUCCGGAGAAGGGCUUGAGUGGUCUCAUGAGCGAUCGUUUCGAAGUCUUCGAAGUCGCCGAUUUGGGAGGGCAACGGGUUAUCAAGAGCCAGGUGCAUCUUCCACCUUCAGAUGGAAUGGAGGACGGCUAUGGUCUGCCAGAAAUUUCCGUUAUAUCACCUCUUACCUCUCGACAUGGAAGUUUGAGCGAUUCGACUGCGAUGGAGACACCGGGUGUUGACGAGAUGCGUGCCGAGCCUAUGGGUGCGGAUUCGGAGUCGAAUGAGAAACGCCAGAAUGCUUGA